This is a messenger RNA of Lathyrus sativus (Indian pea), 723 nucleotides long. NCBI's taxonomy places the organism in Eukaryota, Viridiplantae, Streptophyta, Magnoliopsida, Fabales, Fabaceae. The record is from the annotation of a GenBank genome assembly.
AUGACAACACUGGGAAUAAACCUUAUUAAUUUACCAUUUUGCCACUAUUCGCAAUCCCUGUCUCCAAACCCAAAUGUUCCAUUCAUCGUUCCCUCCACGCAUACUAGGAAUUUAACUCUUAAAACCUUUUCCAUUUCCUUCAAAAAGUCUCGCUUUUCUCCAAUUCAAGCUUCUUCUAUGGCUUCAUCCACUGUCACUGACACGCAGAAACCAUUCUCUGUUCUCUUUGUGUGUCUUGGUAACAUCUGUAGAAGCCCAGCUGCCGAAGGGGUUUUCACAGACUUGGUUAAGAAAAGGGGCUUUGAUUCGAAGUUCAAAAUCGAUUCUUCUGGGACAAUCAAUUAUCAUGAAGGAAAUGAAGCUGACCCGAGAAUGAGAGCUGCAUCAAAGAGACGUGGGAUUCAGAUAACUUCACUUUCAAGGCCAAUUAAGUCAUCUGAUUUUGUUGAAUUUGAUCUUAUUCUUGCUAUGGACAAGCAAAACAAAGAGGACAUAUUGGAAGCUUUUAACAGAUGGAAGUUUAGAGAUCCUAUACCUGACGAUGCCCACAAAAAGGUUAAGUUGAUGUGCUCAUACUGUAAGAAGAACAGUGAAACUGAAGUCCCAGAUCCUUACUAUGGUGGACCUCAAGGCUUUGAGAAGGUGUUAGAUUUGCUUGAAGAUGCUUGUGAAUCAUUGCUGGAUAACAUUUUGGCAGAAAAUAAACAUAUACAAGAAUCCUAA